AAGGGGCGGGGCCAGUGCGUCUGGCACUGACGUGGGAAACGAGCUGAAGCUGCGUAAAAAAACUUUGCGGAAGUCAACGCUGGGGACCAAAAAUGUCUUGCCAAAGUGAAAACUCCAGCUUUUUCCUCCACUCGACUCUGGCAAAGAGAUAUUUUAAAACUCGUGAACCUACUUUGAACCGGUUCCCAAGUCAAAAAGAAAACCGAAUUUAAAGGCUUAGAUCACGCGAGAGCAGAGAAGUAGGGGCGAAGGUUGUAAAGCUGAGGGAAGGUUAAAGGACCAAUCGCGGCGAGCAGGAGGUGGGAACAGAGACGUUAAAGGUCAGACGGAAGCGCUUCAAACUUCCGGUCGUCGCUUACUUUGGGAGCUAUGGCUAAACACCAUCCAGAUUUGAUCUUUUGCCGCAAACAAGCUGGAGUAGCCAUCGGAAGACUGUGUGAAAAAUGUGAUGGCAAGUGUGUUAUCUGUGAUUCCUACGUGCGGCCUUGCACAUUGGUGCGCAUAUGUGAUGAGUGUAACUAUGGUUCUUACCAGGGCCGCUGUGUGAUCUGCGGAGGCCCAGGAGUCUCUGAUGCCUAUUACUGUAAGGAAUGUACUAUCCAGGAGAAGGAUGAAGCCAUUUGGUGGUACUGGACCCUGAACCUGGCUCCCACCACACCAGGCUUCACAGAGAGAUGGUUGCCCAAAGAUUGUCAACUUGGGGAGUUCCAAGACAGAUCUAUUUUAUGAACGCAAAAAAUAUGGUUUCAAGAAGAGGUAAAGGAAAGGUUGGGCUGCCUCAUCAAGCUGCUGCAUCUGCCUCAAAAACACCUGCAGCCAGUGGAGAGGCGGUGGACUCGGAGCAUCACCUGCAGCGCCUGUGUCAAGCACUGGCACCUUUCCACCCUUUCCUCUCACCCAGACACGUGCUAGCAAUGGAAAAAGGAUUCUUGACACAGCACUCCGGCAGACCAUAUCAGAAAAAAAAGUGAUGAUUACUUCACAGUUUCCCUUGAAUUCAGAAAAAGACAGUUUUUUCAUAUUAAUGUUUUCUCUAUAUACCAAAAGCUUCCAAAACAGGAAUAACAUCAAGUUUCUGUUUUCUGUUUGAAGAGUUAACUAUGAAGUUCCUACCCACAUUGAGAAAAAGCAAGAGCUUCAAACGGGUGGUAACUGUCCUGGUCAAACAUCUGCAGUGUGGUAGGAAGGUCUCAGAACAACAAAUGUAGGUGAUUUAUCCUUGCCAGGUAGUGCUGGUCCAUGUUAUUUUCCUUCUAAGCAAUUGGAAACCUUUUUCUGUUGCUCUUUUAUUAAUAAAGUGGGUGUGUAUUUUCUGGUA
Erinaceus europaeus (western European hedgehog) is the source of this 1318-nucleotide messenger RNA. RefSeq names its product PHD finger protein 5A (gene PHF5A). Gene Ontology annotation, biological process: mRNA splicing, via spliceosome. Gene Ontology annotation, cellular component: U12-type spliceosomal complex; precatalytic spliceosome; catalytic step 2 spliceosome. NCBI's taxonomy places the organism in Eukaryota, Metazoa, Chordata, Mammalia, Eulipotyphla, Erinaceidae. The record is from RefSeq and is a predicted model, not a curated record. The transcript is spliced from 5 exons. The coding region runs from base 370 to 729 and encodes 119 amino acids.